AACUUCUGCACGUAUUUAGCUGCAAGAUAAAAAAGCGUCAAGUUUCAUUCCCCAUACAAAAGUCAUCAAGUGAGUGAAAAAAAUAGCAACAAAAUUUCUCCUGGGGUCCAAUUUAGCCCGCAAAUAACUGGAAAUUACGCACAAUUCAAAAAAGUGGACUUCAAUCCCAGGGUAAUUAAAGUAGGACUGGAUUACUCCUCACCAAAUUCGUCAAAAUAAGCACAUUUGUAAUCAUUUCUCUGCUGUAGGAAAUUACUUAAAAAUUCUGGAUGACAAAUUUGAAGAAUUUAUCGUUACAGUGUUUUAAAUAUAGGUAUCUAGAUUGUCAGUUUUGAAAGGAAAUCUCAAAUUUAAGAAGCCUUCAGAAAAAUCGGAACGUAUCGAAGUUGGCUUAUCGUAAUUAAAAAGUCUCAUCGCCAUUCUAUUAAUUAACUUAUUGACUACAAAUUGGUCUUCAAGAAUUUUAAAAUAAAUUUCCAAAGCCAAACAACAACUAAAAAUGUGUUGAUGUUUAUGCUGAGGCAUCGAGUCAUAUACAUACAUAAAAUAAAGCAACACACGAAUAAAUAAAUAAUAGAUAAAUAAAUACGUAAUACAUACAUAAAUAUAUAACACAUUUAACUUUAACAUAAUUAACCCGGUUCCAGGUACGAGUGGCACCUCACUCCCCAAUUUGGUUCCGUGUCCCCCACUACCAGAUUUUCCCCCCACUUCCACCUACACUUUACGCCCCUUCAAAACCUACGCGUCCGACGUGGUCAUCCCAUUCUGCUACUUUUCCUCCCCACGGGACACCUCCGAAGUUUUAAGUCUGGUCAACUGGGCAAAGAAUGCGGGUUAUCGGGUCCGUGGCGUGGGCCGGAUGCACAGUUGGAGUCCCAUCACCCUCUCGAAACACGAGGAAGCCACCCAUUGCCCCAAAUUUCUCUUAAUCGACACCACAAAAUAUUUAACCGGGAUAAAAGUCACGACUGACUUUAACACUUCCCUGCACAGCGUCACACUCGGCCCAGGGGUCACUUUGGGACGCCUCUUAAAAACCUUGGAGUCACAUCAACUCGGACUUUUCUCCUGCCCCUCGCAAGAUGACCUUUCCGUCGGUGGCAUGCUGGCAGUUGGGGCGCACGGAUCCGGCAUUAGCACAACCGCCAAAUCCAAAUCUCUCGGCCAUGCGUACGGAACAUUUAGCAAUCUCGUCCUCGAGAUGGACGUCAUCCGAUGGGACAACACUACUGGAAAAUAUGUCGUCCAAACGCUGUCAAGAUCACAUCCGGACACGAAAGCAUUUCUCGUCAAUUUGGGGAGAACGUUUGUAACCAGGGUGAAAAUACGGGUUGGUCCAGAUCAGAUGUUAAGAUCGCAAAGUUUUUUCGUAAAAGUGCGCCAAUUAUUUUGCGAGGAAAAAGACGAUGAUAAACCAAACUUGGCGGAUUAUUUGGAUUUGUACGGACGAAUACAAGUUAUCAGCUUGGAUGAAUCGAAUGUAUUUCUUUUUGGGUGGCACUCCGAACCAGAACAGCCGACCGGGUCAACCUUCACGGAAACACCGUACAAUCACCGUUUUGGGAAUUAUAUCCCGGGUAAUAGAAUUUAUAAAUGGCUGCUCGCAAGGAUUCCGCACGUUUGGAAGAUUAUUUCCCGUCUGGCAUUUCGUUUAAACUUUGUUGUAUCAUAUCUCACCGGGUCCCAGGAUUACUGGGGUCGGUCAAGAAACCAUUUAUUAUAUUAUUCUAAGCAUGUGCUAAUCUUCAGGCCAAAUUCAUUCGUGGUGGUCACAUCGCGCCAAAAUUUUCAAAAAGUUGUCUCAAUUAUACGGAAAGAUUAUGACGAUUUGGCCUCGGAGUGGCAUGCCCGGGGCGAAUAUCCGAACGCAGGUUCGUUCGAUAUGCGAGUCACGGGGGUGGAGGACCCCGAAAAUAUUUUGGCAGAGGGGGCGGACGCAGAACCACCCAUCUUUUCACCGGCAAAACCGGUGCCAAACCAUCCCGAGUACGAUAUCGUGAUUUGGUUUGAAUUUGCCACGUUUCCUGAGACGAGAAAAGCUCAGGAAUUUCUGGCGAGUUUGCAGUCACUUUUGUAUCGUGAUAUUCAUCAGGUCCAUGGCGUGUUGAGGGUGGAGUGGGCGAAGGGCUGGGGUCACACGUGGGAAAAUGCCUGGAAUAAUGAAACAAUUUUUAACACCUUGCCGGACGUAUUUUCAUCUUCGGAUGAACGGAAAGAGUGGAAUUUAGGAGUGGAGAUUUUAGAGAGGUAUGAUCCCUGGAGGGUUUUUAGCAAUGAAUUUUUAGAUAAGAUACUUAUCAAGACAUAGUUU
Molecule: messenger RNA, 2314 nt
Organism: Folsomia candida
Lineage: Eukaryota; Metazoa; Arthropoda; Collembola; Entomobryomorpha; Isotomidae
Exons: 2
Coding region: 863-2311 (482 amino acids)
Molecular function (GO): FAD binding; catalytic activity
Source: RefSeq, a predicted model, not a curated record